Molecule: messenger RNA, 1710 nt
Organism: Brassica napus (rape)
Lineage: Eukaryota; Viridiplantae; Streptophyta; Magnoliopsida; Brassicales; Brassicaceae
Product: protein NETWORKED 4B
Exons: 4
Coding region: 772-1692 (306 amino acids)
Cellular component (GO): vacuolar membrane
Molecular function (GO): actin binding
Source: RefSeq, a predicted model, not a curated record
GUUUCUAAGUUUGUUGAAGGUUUGGUUUGAUGUCAGAACACAUAAGUUUCAUAUCUCUCUGUCUCUCUCUCCUUCUCUAACUCGAAUCACAAAGACGCCACAUGCAAAAUCAUGGACGUUGCAGAUCCGCCAUUAAUGCUCUGCAUCUCAUAAAACACAAUGUCUCAAUCAUUUUCUUUUUUUCUAAAACAAAGAAGACUUCAAGAAAUUAAAAUAAGAAGGUGAGUAGCUCUAACGUGUAGAGAAAGCGUAUUCACAAUUUCAGAGCCGCGUAUACAAAUUUUCAAGAUUCAUCCUAGAAACUCUUUUUGAUUAUUUUAAAUAUUUUCUUUGGAGAACGUGAAACAAAGAUGAUUAGUUUUUUAUUAGAUUAAUCAUCUUCAAUGCAGAAGAUGAUAUAAAUGGCUUUAUGUUAAGACCAUUCUUUGAGUAUUUUUAGUCAUAAGCUCUUUGUUCUUGAUCUGUGUAAAGUAAGCUUUUAUCCUCCUACACUUUUUUGUUUCUUCUUCUUUCUGUAAUAUACAGUUAUAUUAUUAGUUUCAUAUAAAUAAAGUGCGGCUAAAUGCUGAAAAUCUUUGGAUUUCUUGAAAAUUGUGGCAAGAUGGGAUGUUAAAGCUUCACGUGUCUUGUUUUGUCCCAACUGUUUCGAUAAACUCAAGCAAAUCUUCAAUACCAGACAGUCAAGUCUUUUAACAUUUUAUUAGUUACAUCGUUGACAAUCUUGAAUCAUCUUGUAGGGGUUUCUAAGUUUCUCUACACCCCCUCAAAGUCAUGGCCUCGUCGUCUGCGGCUCUUAGCAAGAAGCAGUUUAAGAAGUCUAUGACCAAGAAAUCACACUCAUGGUGGUGGGACAGUCACAAUUGUCCCAAGAACUCAAAGUGGCUUGCUCAGAAUCUGGAGAAGAUGGAUGACCGUGUGAAACACAUGUUAAAGUUGAUUGAAGAAGACGCAGAUUCUUUUGCCAAGAAAGCUCAAAUGUAUUACCAGAAGCGUCCCGAGUUAAUCCACCUUGUGGAGGAGUUUUACCGCAUGUAUCGCGCUUUGGCUGAGCGUUAUGAUCAAGCUAGUGGUGAACUUCAGAAAAUUCAUCUCUCUGGGAUACAGCCACAGGGCUCUCUUGAGAAAUCAUCUCCUGCUUCCCAAGAGAAAUCGAGUCACCCUCAUAAGGAAGAGGAAGACUCAUCAUCUCUGUCUGAUUCUGAUUCUAACUCUAAGUCGGUUCCUGAUCAUUCCUCUGUUAAUGAUGAAGAUGGUGACGAGGCAUUGAUCCGUAGGAUGGCUGAUCUAGAAAUUGAGCUUCAAGAAACUAAAGAGAAACUGAUCCAUCUACAGCAGGAAUGUGUUAAUGGUGACAACAACACUCUCCUUCAGAAAAUUACCGUAUAUGAAGGAGAGCUUAAAGAAGCUAAUAUAAAGAUUCGAAUGCACGAAGAAGAGAUCGCUAAUCUGAAGACUGAGCUUAAGAGCUGCAUUUCCUCUGAAGCAGAAACUCAACUAAUUGGUGUUGAACAAGAGAGUCUUGAUUUGGUUAAAGAGGAAACUAAAGAUGCAGCGGCCACUCUUUUCUGCUCAACCACGUCUGGUGUCAAUACGGUGGGUUGUUGCCAAAUUGACUUCAUUGACAAUGAAAUUCAUCAUGGAUGUGUAUGCGCCAAAUGCUUGAGCUUGAACUGUGCUUCCCGUUUAUUUUAACGUCCACUGCUGCUUCUU